Closterium sp. Yama58-4 is the source of this 2022-nucleotide messenger RNA. The record is from the annotation of a GenBank genome assembly. Lineage: Eukaryota; Viridiplantae; Streptophyta; Zygnematophyceae; Desmidiales; Closteriaceae.
AUGUCCGCUGCGCUAGUUCCCAGUGCUUUGUUCAGCCGUUCUGCCAUUUGCUUCUCAAGGAGCAGCAGGCUGAUUGGCUGUAUCGUCCCAUCAUCCCGCCGUUUCUCCCUCACACCUUUCAUCACUGGUCGACGCGGCUCGAAACCUCCCCUUCGCGCUGCUCGCCGGCCAUUUUCAAACUCCACCACCGUCGCCAUGUACCAGAAUUCAAAUGAAUCCGCAAAUCCAUCCGCGACUCCAGAUCCACCCAACUCGUUUCGACAGAAUCAGGAUCUUCCAGGGUUUCCCAAUCCCUUCGACAAUGCCGGCGAUUUCGAGCUCGGCUUUCCCGUGCGAAGCCUUAAGGAGCUGCUGUUGUGUCGCGUCAUGGGUCACAUUCGCGAGAAGCCGGACUGGAUCCGGAAGGUGACAGACGACGAAAUCGUCAGGAAAUGGAAGGCGGAGUUGACGGAGCCGGCAGCCGACGUCCAUCCUGACGGUUUUAUCGACGCCAGCAAGGAGUACUGGAGUGCGGAGGAAGCUUCCGCCGUGCUUUCGUUCCUGAGGGAGACCACAACGCGGCCCGUCAAGAUCGACCCUCCUCUCUUCACCUACGCAAUCUCUGAGCUUCGCUGGCUCGCCUCCUCCCUCUCCUCCACCUCCCCUGCUUCCUCUCCUCCCUCCUCCACUCCCUCCGCCUCCCUCUCCUCCCUCUCCUCCCUCUCCUCCCUCUCCUCCCUCUCCUCCCUCUCCUCCCUCUCCCUCCACGGCAAUCCCAAGGUCCUCCCAUCCGCAGUGAACGGCGUGUUCAUCUCCCCAGACCCCCCAUUCGACCCCUCACUCAAGCAACUCUUCCUAGACGGAAUCACCAAACUCGAAUCAGUUCCCGAGGAUCAAAUCGACUACCACCCGGGAUCAAACCACCAAGUGAUCGAUCUCAUUCAUCCCAGCCUUCAUUGCCUUGUCUUCGGCCGCACUAGAGUUAUCCAGGACCUGCCAAACGACCUGCAGAUUCUCCCCUGGGAUGAGCUGGUUAGUAGUUUGGGGGAGGUGGCUCGGCCUAUGCCGCUCAGCCAGCCGACCCGACCGGUGUAUUACCCGACCGGGAACCAUUCGUACCUCUCGGAAAAGUUUCAGUGGCUACCCGCCGAGGUGGACGUUGCUGCGGACGGGCAGAGUGCAAAGUUUCGGUCGUAUAUUAAUAACCUGCACCCGCAUGAGUUUGCGGGGAUGUAUCGGGGUCUGGAGCAUAUUUUUGCCACUGCGUUUGUUCCAUUGUUUAACAAAGUGCUGACGGAAGCAGUCCAGCAGCGACGAGAGCGAUUUGACUAUGAUAUUUACGGACCGGCAGCCCAAGCAGUGCUCUUCAACGCUCCAUGUUUCAACUGGGCCCCUGUCCAUUAUUGUCUUGCCUCUCACCCCCCUACCAGGUGGUAUGAUGAAUGGGAAGGUGAGCGAGAGUAUGACAAAGAUGAUGACGAUUACCACCAGUGGCUGGUGGACCGGCAGCCCAAGCCCUGUCCUCCAGGACCCCCUGUUCUUAUCUUUCAACUGUGCCUCUACCCACUUACCAGGUGGUACGACGAGUGGAAGGGCGAGCGGGAAUACGACAAAGACGACGAUGACGAUUACCACCAGUGGCUGGUGGACCGGCAGCCCAAGCAGCCAGACACCCCUGCAGAGUUCUCACCCCCACCGCCCCCCUCUCCCGGGCAUGUGGUGGAUUUGAAAGGGCGGAGACUGCAGGUGGUGGUGAAGGUGGCGAGCAUUCGGCUCACGCCUGACAGCCCGAGAUACCCCGGGGGUACUUGGCAUGUGGAGGGGAUGCGGAACGAACACAUUGUGCCCCCGUCCCCCGGACACGUGGUGGAUUUGAAAGGGCAGCGACUGCAGGUGGUGGUGAAGGUGGCGAGCAUUCGGCUCACGCCUGACAGCCCGAGAUACCCCGGGGGUACUUGGCAUGUGGAGGGCAUGAGGAACGAACACAUUGUGGUGAGUCCUCCCCCCCACGACCUCCCUUCCCAUGGCACGUGGUGGACGUGA